UGGUUGUUGUUGUUAUUGGUUGUUGUUGUUGUCAUGGUUGUGGUGGUUGUGGUUGUGGUUGUUGUGGUGGUUGUGGUUGUGACGGUUGUUGUGGUGGUUGGGGUGGUUGUAGUGGUGGUGGUUGUUGCUGUUGUUGUUGCUGUUGUUGUUGUUGCUGCUGUUGUUGUUGUUGCUGCUGCUGCUUCUGCCGCUGUGGUGGUGGUGGUUGUGGUUGUUGUGGUGGUUGUGGUUGUGACGGUUGUUGUGGUGGUUGUGGUUGGGGUGGUUGUAGUGGUGGUGGUUGUUGCUGUUGUUGUUGCUGUUGUUGUUGUUGCUGCUGUUGUUGUUGUUGUUGUUGCUGCUGCUUCUGCCGCUGCUGCUGCUGCUGUUGUUGUUGUCGUUGCUGCUCCUGCAGCUGCUGUUGUUGUUGCUGUUGGUGGUGCUUCUGCUGUUGGUUGGUGGUUGGUGGUUGGUGGUUGGUGGUGGUUGGUGGUGAUUGGUGGUGAUUGGUUGUUGGUGGUGGAGGUGGAAGAAGGUGUGAAGGUGCUUAGCUAUGGUGGAUGGGUGAAGGAGGUGGAGGUGGAAGAAGGUGUGAAGGUGCUUGGCUAUGAUGGAUGGGUGAAGGAGGUGGAGAUGGAAGAAGGUGCGAAGGUGCUUGGCUAUGGCGGAUGGGUGAAGGGGGUGAAGGUGGAAGAAGGUGUGAAGGUGUUUGGCUAUGGCGGAUGGGUGAAGGAGGUGGAGGUGGAAGAAGGUGUGAAGGUACUUGGCUAUGGUGGAUGGGUGAAGGAGGUGAAGGUGGCAGGUGUGAAGGUGCUUGGCUAUGGUGGAUGGGUGAAGGAAGUCGAGGUGGAAGAAGGUGUGAAAGUGCUUGGCUAUGGUGGAGUUGUGAAGGAGGUGGAGGUGGGAGAAGGUGUGAAGGAAGCAGCUCCCCACUUCAUCGUUCAGCCACAUCCCGUGCAGCUGCGAACAGCAGCACGAAUGAGCCAAUGGUCGCAGCACUGGGAGGAAGCGAAGGAAGCAGCGGCCAUAUCCAGAUGGCAGAUCCUAUCUAGCCUAGACUACAAUGCUGAAGAUGACGACAAUAGCUCUCCCGAAGUACGAGCAGGUAGCGGCCAAUGCCGCACGCUUCCAGCACCAGGGACGAUUACUACCCCUUAUACCGCUGAGCAGCAAGCAAAGAUGGCCGCCUUAGUGAAAGAGAACAGAGAGAGACAAAAGCGUGAAAAGCAGGCGAAGCUAAAGGCUAUCGCAGACGCGCGGGCGACGAAGAUGAAGGAAGUGGAGGAGGAGAUGAAGAAGAAGGAGAAGGCUGCUGAAGAAGAAGCGGCAGCAGAAGAGGAAAAAGAAAGGAUGAGGAAUGAAAGCAGAGAAGGGAGCAGUGGCAUGAAGAAGGACACAGGCGCUGAGAUUGAGAAGAAGAUCAGCGAGUGGGUUGCUAACUUAUCGUUGGGGGAAGAUGAAGAGGCGGAGUCAUAUGUGACUGAGGAUGAGAAGGCCGCAUUGGCCGCUGAGCUAGCAACCAUGACGGAUCCUAUGGAGCGAAGAGAGAGGGAAGACGAGCAAAAGUUGCAGUGGAAGCUGAGAAUGAAGAGGGAGAAGAGGAGGAGGAGAGAAGAAGUGAAUAAGAUGACCGCAGCAGUAGCGAAGGUGCAGGAAUGUAGAGCGGAGGUAUUGGCCCAGCCAGAUGAUAAGGCCAAGUUGCUGAAGAAAGAGGCAAUCUGGCAAUGGGACAAAGACUAUACGUCUGCGCUCAAGAAGUUAAAGCGCGCGUUAAUAGAAUAUCCUGUCCUCAAAGUAGCAGAUCCGUCCUUGCCAUUUGUGGUUACCACGGACGCAAGUCAGUAUGGGAUAGGCGCCGUGUUGCAGCAAGACGACGGCAAUGGCUAUAGACCCGUAGAGUUCAUGUCAGCGAGGAUGCCCUGUGAGAAGGUCGCUACCUCCACGUAUGAGAGAGAACUCUACGCUCUCAGGCAGGCUUUGGACCAUUGGAAGCACUAUCUGCUUGGGAGGCACUUCAAAGUGUAUUCCGACCACGAGACACUUCGUUGGUUAAAGACACAGGCCAAGAUGACACCUAAGUUGACUAGGUGGGCCGCAGAAAUAGACCAAUUCGACUCUGAGCUCAAACCAGUGAAGGGCAAGUACAACGUAGUUGCGGAUGAUCUGAGUAGGAGAUCAGACUACUUUGGAGCCGUAGUUUGCAUGCGGCAGCUGCUUCAGUGCACUGAGCUGGAGCAUUUUAUGCACUUCCUCCGACAUGAACUUCAAAACGAACUGAGGUCUACAUCAGAAGCUGACAUGGAGGAGUUAAUUGAUAAGGCUCUUCGUGUUGGUCUUCCAUUCGAGAAGUUGUUGAAGUUGGAGGCAGUAAUCAUCAGCCGAUGGACAUUUAUCUGGGCUUGCAUUGUUGACGAUUGUCUUCACGAUCUGGGUUCAUUGCAAUUUGGUAUCGGAGCAGUUCUCCUGAUGACGAUGAUUGUACAUGUGUGCAUGCGCCAGGUGGCGCGCAGGGAAUCAUCUCUUGCUCAAGAGGCGCAGUUGAAAACUCUCCGCCUCUUCAUGAAGGACGCAAGUGCUGACACCGCAGGGGACGCCACUGUGGAUAGACUCGCCGGGGAACCGUUGCGAGAGCCCGACGGCUGCAGUGGGAACACUCCUUCCAGUAUGAAGAAUGCAGCAAGCCUCAAUCCGCUGUGAUGCUAAGUGAUCUUUGCCCGAUCACAUGAUCGGACAGAUCACUCCAUCGAUUAUGACACAUGACUGAUUACCUAUCCCUUUAGAGCUUGGUAGCGUUUAGCCGCGAAGGCCCGUCUGGAGAGGAACUCGACGAUGCUGAGUCCCUUGCCAAGGGAACACUCCACUAGGCUAAAUGUCACCCUCUUUCAGAGAUAGCUAAUCAAUUUGUGCCAGAUGA
Molecule: messenger RNA, 2893 nt
Organism: Chara braunii
Lineage: Eukaryota; Viridiplantae; Streptophyta; Charophyceae; Charales; Characeae
Source: the annotation of a GenBank genome assembly